UGCGCUGAGCGCCACCUCCCCCAACAGCCCCUCCACAGCUGCCUGGUUAUCUGGGCAGUGGGGCUCAGCCCCCGGAGCGCCAGGCGGGCUGCGCGCCCCUGGACGGGCGCCGAGCGAGGGAAAGUUGCGCGCGGGGGGCGCGGGACUGCCCGCCGCGGAGCGGAGCAGAGCCCCUCGGCGCCGCCGCCCGCCGCCUCCCCGCCGGGGCACCGGGGCAGCGCGGACACCACCGCGGAAAACGCAGGAGCCGCUCACAAGGAAAGCAAAAGCAUCCGUGUGCACACGCUGACGGGAGAGAGACAGGAAAGGAGGGCACUGCACGCUCGCGCCCACACAUCUGCUGGGCGAGGGUGCACGAUCCUGUGCUUGAUUUUCCCCCAAAAUGAUUGUGUACUAAAGAAGCAACACAUAGUAAACAGAUUCAUCAUGCGGCAGAGCACAGGAAGAGGAAAGAGGGAGGCUGGCUUCGGUGUUGAAAGUUGCAAUCAUCGUUAUUUUGGAGCCAGCAUGUGCACCAACAUAGUCUACGAGUGGCUGAAGACCCUGCAGCUCUCCCAGUACGCGGAGUCCUUCGUAGAUAAUGGCUACGACGACUUGGAGGUCUGCAAGCAGAUCGGGGACCCGGACCUGGACGCCAUCGGCGUUGCCGUGCCCCACCACCGGCGCCGGAUCCACGAGGCCGUGCGGCGGCUGAAGGAGGCGGACGAGACGGCGGCGGGGCUGUACUUCACCCUGGAGCCGCAGCCGCCGCCGCCCCUCGCCGCGGGGCGCUGCGCCCGCCGCAUGGCGGGGCACGAGGAGGCCCGGCGGCCGGCGGUCCCCCGGCACCGCCCCGGCGGCCGGCGGGGGGCGCCCCGCGGCGAGGGGCUGGCCGCCUACCCCAAGCUGAAGCUGAAGAUCAUGAUCCGGGACAAACUCAUCCGCGACGGGAUCAACCUGAGUAAACCGCCGUACUCCAACAAGGAUGGGUCACUGGGAAAUAUUGAUGACCUGGCACAGCAGUAUGCAGACUACUAUAACACCUGCUUCACUGAUGUGUGUGAAAGGAUGGAAGAGCUACGCAAACGGAGGGUUUCCCAAGACCUUGAUAUGGAGAAACCUGAUGCCAGCCCCACAUCCCUACAGCUGCGAUCCCAGAUUGAGGAGUCACUUGGCCUCAGCAGUGCUGCGUCAACACCAGACACUGAAAGAAAGCUCUCUGUUCAUAAAUCAAGUUCUGAAGAAGGCUCUGUAGGGAAACCAGACUGGAAAAAGAAGAAUAAAUAUUUUUGGCAGAAUUUCCGAAAGAACCAAAAAGGACUAAUUAGGCAGACUUCCAAAGGAGAGGAUGUAGGUUAUGUGGCCAGCGAGAUCACAAUGAGCGAUGAGGAACGGAUCCAGCUGAUGAUGAUGGUCAAAGAGAAGAUGAUCACCAUUGAGGAAGCACUUGCUAGGCUGAAGGAGUAUGAAGCCCAGCACAGGCAAUCAAGUACGGUAGAUGCUGCAGAUUGGCCUGAUGGUUCUUACUCAACAUUUGAUGGGUCUUCCAAUUGUAAUUCAAGAGAACAAUCCGAUGAUGAAACAGAGGAGUCGGUGAAGUUUAAGAGGUUGCACAAGCUGGUAAAUUCUACUCGCAGAGUCCGGAAGAAACUCAUAAGAGUGGAAGAAAUGAAAAAACCCAGCACAGAAGGUGUGGAAGAGCACUCACUUGACAAUUCUCCUAUACUGGAUGACAGAUCGGCACUUUACUCUGGGGUUCACAAGAAGCAAUUCUACUUUGAUGGCUCCUGCGAGAAGCAGCCAGAGGAUGACUCGGACUCGCUUACUACUUCUCCCUCAUCCAGCAGUCUUGAUACUUGGGGAGCUAACCGGAAGCUGGUGAAGACCUUUAGCAAAACUGAUAGCCGUGGCCUUAUCAAGCCUCCCAAGAAACUUGGGACUUUUUUCUCUUACCCAGAAGAGGAGAAGACCCAGAAAGUUUGCCGCUCCUUGACAGAUGGGGAGAUGAAGAAGAGCCUCGGCUCCCUGAGCCAUGGGAGAACCUGUAGCUUUGGAGGAUUUGACUUGACAAAUCGUUCCCUUCAUAUUGGAAACAGUUCUGACCAAAUGGGCAGAGAAGGAGACUUUGUUUAUAAAGAAGUGAUCAAAUCACCCUCUUCAUCCCGUAUAUCUCUGGGCAAAAAGGUGAAGUCUGUCAAAGAAACCAUGAAGAAAAGGAUGUCUAAAAAAUACAGCAACUCUAUGUCUGAGCAGGAGUCUGGCCCAGAUGUUGUGCCAGGUUCUCCGCAGUCGCCACAGCUGGACACCAACUCCCUGGACAAGCCCAAGCUGAAAGCUGGUGGCUCAGUGGAGAGCCUGAGGAGCUCCUUAAGCGGUCAGAGCUCAAUGAGUGGUCAGACGGUGAGCACAACAGAUUCCUCAACCAGCAACAGGGAGAGCGUGAAAUCUGAAGAUGGUGAUGAUGAAGAGCCUCCUUACAGAGGACCAUUUUGUGGAAGAGCCAGGGUUCAUACUGAUUUUACUCCCAGCCCUUAUGAUACUGACUCUCUGAAGCUCAAGAAAGGUGACAUCAUUGAUAUAAUCAGCAAACCACCCAUGGGCACGUGGAUGGGCCUGUUGAACAACAAAGUUGGCACUUUCAAGUUUAUCUAUGUGGACGUAUUAAAUGAAGAGGAAGAGAAGCCAAAGCGGCCCACCAGGAGACGCCGGAAAAGCAGACCACCCCAGCCCAAGUCCGUUGAGGAUCUCUUGGAUCGCAUCAACUUAAAGGAGCAUAUGCCCACUUUUCUGUUCAAUGGUUAUGAAGAUCUGGAUACCUUUAAGCUUUUAGAAGAAGAAGAUUUGGAUGAACUGAACAUCCGAGAUCCUGAGCACAGAGCUGUUCUCCUCACAGCAGUGGAACUUCUGCAGGAAUAUGAUAGUAACAGUGACCAGUCAGGAUCUCAGGAAAAACUUCUCAUUGAAGGUCAAGGCCUAACUGGAUGCUCUCCUCGGGAUUCUGGCUGCUAUGAGAGCAGUGAAAACCUGGAGAACGGUAAAACUCGACGGACCUGUCUUCUGCCCUCAAAAUCAUCAAGUGAGCAUAGUUUUAAGGACUUCAGCAGAAACCAGCUAUCAAAUUAUCCUACGCUUCCACUGACCAAGUCAGUAGAAACUCUACAGCAAGGGGAAAAAGAAACCCGGUUGAGUUGCACACAUUGUGCUUUGAAGAGCUCUAUCAAACCUCCAGCUGUUAUGGGUCUGAAGAAGAACCGCAGAAGUUUACCAGUUGCUGUCUGUCGGAGCUGUGAAACUCUGGAUGGCACCCAGGGAGUGGAUGUGUGGCCAAGAUCUCACUCGCUGGAUGAUCUCCAGGGAGAAUCCAAGACUAACCUACAGGAAACUAGCAAGGAAGUAGACUCUGUUCCUCAGGAUUCACUGGAUAUAGCAAAAAAGACAACUGGCUCUGCCCUGCAGCCUCAGUCUCAUGGGGGUGGCUGUACAGUAGAUGACUUGAUGCCUAAGCAGAGUAAAGGAGCUGAUGGUUCUCAGAAGGGAAGAGCUAAGGAACUGGACUGCUCUGUAAUGGAGACUGCAGGUGGAAAGCCUCUUCCAUUCCCCCUGAAAAACUGUGAAGCUCACCCUGCCUUAGUGACCCAUCCUGCAACAAGGACAUCUCUGGAAAUACAAAGCAAGGGCUUUCAUGACCUUGCACGGGCUGAUUAUGCUCCAGUCCUCAAGGGUGGUCUAGAAGCUGAGCAAAGAGGUACAAAUGAGGCCAGAAUGCAACCAAAAAAUCCCUCUCAGCCGCCACCAGUCCCUGCCAAAAAAUGCCGAGAACGCCUUUCUAAUGGAUUAUAUCAUCCUCCCAUGACUGUAGGCGGGAACCACUCAAAUCUAGAAGCACCGUGUUUGCCAGUAAAAAAGACCAGCCCAUCCAGUCCCAUUGAUUGUCAUGGAGUACCUGUCCAUAGGACAUCUUCUGAACAGGACACCGGUACCCCUCCUAGCCCACUGCCACCCUGGCUGGCUGAGCUCCCAGAGACUGCUAGUGUUCAGCAGCAUGUGAUAAAGCUAGGUCCCCCUUCGGCAAGGAAAAUCUCUUGUAGCAGGGGAAUAGAUUUGGAAAUGGUAAUAGAAACCAAGCUGCAGUCUGAAGACAUUGAUCUUACUGAAGAACCAUACUCAGACAAGCAUGGUCGUUGUGGCAUUCCUGAGGCUUUGGUGCAGAGGUACUCUGAAGACUUAGACCAGCCUGAAAAGGAUAUUGCCACAAACAUGGACCAAAUCCGGGUAAAGCAGCUGAGGAAGCAGCAUCGCAUGGCAAUUCCAAGUGGAGGGCUCACUGAAAUUUGCCGAAAACCUGUAUCCCCAGGACUUAUCACCUCUGUAUCUGACUGGCUGAUUUCCAUUGGCCUACCUAUGUAUUCCAGCCCACUCACAGAAGCAGGAUUCAGCACACUGAGCAAAGUGCCUUCUCUGUCACAAACUUGCCUUCAGGAAGCUGGUAUCACAGAGGAGAGGCACAUACGCAAGCUCCUGGCAGCAGCAAGACUCUUCAAACCUCUUGAUCCAGAGGCAAUUUAACAUGCUCCAUAAUGUGGCAUUGCCUGAUCAAGAACCCACUGCUUCUUCCUGCACCAGUAUUGCCCUAAUCACUUCACAUAGCUAAAGAGAUCAAGGAAGUGGCUCCCAAGGACAGGCAGAUAUCUUCUUCAAAGCAUAUGAGAUGUUUCUAUUUCUGUCUUUGGCAGCUGAAGGAGAAGAGAAGCAACCACCAGGUAACACAGAUGUGGUACUUCCCUUCCCCCUUGCUCCCCUGAAAAGUACUUUUGUUUCAUAAAGUGGUGCACAGGGUUGGCCUGAGACCAGACAGCUCCACAAAAUUAAGGGGCCCUUGCACAUUUUCCACAAGUUUGUCAAAGUGAUACUAAUGACAGGCCCUGUUUCUGUGGAGAUCUCCUUAGGUUGGGGGCCUUCUGUACAAUGAGGUUCCAGGUACCUAAAGUCAGUCCUAAAGACCAUGUACAAGCCAAGGUGCAACUCCCAGUAGAAGCUGUUUAGCAAAUGCCUUCUGUUUAUGUUAGCAAUCUAGAGCUAAAUGCAUAUCCCUCUGGUCAUCUUCACUGUUGCUUGGUAUAGGUCCCAGUAUGCCACAAAGCCUUUAGCUAGGCCAAACUUAAUGGACUGGAAUUAGUUUACGAUAUAGUCCAUUUCUGUCACUCCACUGCAACUAACCUGAGGAGAGUCAGAAAGCUUCUUUUUUAUUUGUACAGAACUGAGAUCAUUUUUAUAACUGCUUUCUAGCAAUCAGCUUUUUAUUUGCCUUAAAAUAAGCUUGUAAGCAGUUAUCUAGUGUUCACUUACUUGUAUUCAUGUUUCCCAAGCCUUGCUUCAGCCUGUCACCCUUAAGUUGCACUUUGGGUGAUUUUCAGCUGAAGUAGCUUCUAUAAUUUGCCUCAUCAUAACAUCUGCUAUGUUGUAGAGAUGCUUUUACAAAUGCAGGGUUAUGCUAGGUUUUGGUUUUCAGGCUAACUUCUUGUUCACUACAGUCUGCAUUUACUGGUAUUACUAAACUGUUCCAAGAUGUACUGCCUUGUAUAUAUGUAACUGCUUUUCAUUUUAAUCAUAUUCUGUGUACUGUGUUAUAUUGUCAAUCAUUAUGCUGCAGCUUUGACUUGGUAUCCUGACCAUAUCAAUUCCAAACAGUGGGUUUCUGCAAAUGAAAAUUUGCUUGUGGGAGAUAAAAUGCAUUGAAACAGCAAACUGUCCCAUUGAAAUCAUCAGAUCCAGUAAUUCCAUUGCAUGGGCAGAAAAACCACCCAAACCCUAUAUAUAUGAAUUACACUGUGGUUUCACAACAGUUGAUAUCCCUCAUGACUGAGUGUUAAUGUUUUCUCUCAGUGGAGGAGAGUAUUGUUCUGGCAUAUGUGGUGAGCCAUUUUUCCAUGAUGCAAUGCUAUUUUUCUGCCUAAAUCCAUGUAAAACGUUCCCUUCACAUAUGUGGCUAAUGAUAGAUUUUAUUUUUCUAUAUGGGUACACAUUUUAUAUACCAAAUACAGAUUAUCAUGAACAGCAUAUAACUAGCUUUUUCUUUGGGAUCUAUACACAGUGUGUCCUUUAGCUUCUUGUAGUGCAAAUGCUCCAUGGAAGACAGAGUACGGUUUAUAUUGGCAGGUAGGGUGAGAGACACAACGAGACCUGGGCCAGGAAGUGUGCCCAUUUCCAAUAUCAAUUCUGCCACCACCUUACUGUGUAAAACUGUGCAAGUCACUUCACUAUUUGGCGCCUCAGUUAUCCCACCCUUAAAAGUAGCUGAUGACACAUUUCCUGACAAAGUGCUCUCUGACUGAUGAGUGAAAAAUUGUGCUUACUGUUUAAUUUCUUUUCUAUAAAUGGUCCUCACUUCAUCAUAUUUUGAGUCAGAUGAACUCUAUGUUGUAGUGCAGUUGAUAAUUAAUUUGGGUCCUGAUGGAACUGAUAGCUGUUAGGUUUACUUUCCUAGUUUCAGAUUUCACCACCUUCUGCUACUUUUAGCAUCAACUGUGUAUUCUGUGUACGUAAGUAAGCACAACAUCAUGUGAAGUUAACUGAUUCACUCAGAACUGUUCUCAAGCAAAGCUCCUCUGGAUCUUUUUCUGUAGUAAUGUUCUUCUCAGUGUGUGGAUAACUGGUAUGUUUUACUAUGACAGCAUUAGGAAACAUAUGGCCUAGGUGUUUUGCACAGCUGGUGAAAAUGUAAAAAAGAAUUUUUUUUAAUACGUCUUUUUAAUAAUAAUAAUUUGUCUGCUGUUUUGCUCUGAGGCCUACAUAGAAACUAUCAGUAAGCAGGAGGUGGAGGAGCAGUGAGACCUCUUGGGAUGGCUGGCCGGGACCAGAAAUUAGUAGAAAUAAGUAGAUGGCAGCAUCUGCCAGGCAAGGGAAAAGUCCAAGUGGGCUACAUACAAUGGAAGAGAGAAAAAAAAAUUCCUCUUGUUGCAGGGAAGGCAGGUCAAAUAAUAAAGUUUUCUCAUAUUAAUUACUUUUCCCUCUCUUAAUAUCAGAAGGAUAACUACAGGAAUAAGCUGAACCUGUGUGCCAGACAUUCUUUGUAAAGGCCGUGGCUUUUAAAUGAUUAUGUAUGCCAGGAAAACCAAAUCACACCCAUCAGGACAAGUGUGAGCAGUUUGAGAGUUGUGAGUUUUAAUAAUUGCUUUGUGUUUUGUUUUGUUUUUUUUUUAAGGACUGUACCCUGUGGUCUUAUUUGAAUUAUAAUUUUAGUUUGUAUUUUAAUCUAAGAAAGCCUUAAGCUUCUCAGUAUUUGAGCUUCCCGGCUGCAGUUGCAGUGACCUGUGGCGUUCCCUGGGCGGGUGGGGCGGUGCGGUAGGCGAGCCAUAACCUCUUACCAUUUCCUCGCAAAGUGCAGCGUGCUAAGCAGAAUUUCGCUUGUUGACUCUCGGGAAGCACAAAAGAAGCCUGCUGCUGGAAUCUGCGCUGCUCUGCUCAGGCUAAUGAUGUUAAGUAUCUAUCCAUUGUACCAUUGUAACUCAAGUAGCUAUUGAAGCAGCAAGCCCCAAAUAUUACUGAAUGCCAUUAUAACUGUAAACUUCUAUCCAUAACCGUCUGUUACUACCCAGCUAGCAAUGACAUCCUCAGUUCCCUGUGCUCUUUUAUGAGCCUGGCUUUGAAUGCAAACCGGGAGCAUGAUCAGAGGCAUUAGAUACUGCAUUAUUCAAAUAGGUCAUCAUCUCUAAGAGCAGCAAUAGUGGUCGAUUCACCAAGUCACAGCUGUGCAGUUGUACUGUAUUAUUUUUAGAAUAAAUAAUACUCUUGGUCCAAGAUACUUUUAUCUUUAACUGACACCCUCUGGGGAAUCAAAACUGACAAGCAAGUUAUGUAACAACUAACAAAGUUGCACUUUCUGUAUAUGAAAUCAAUAUUUAAAUAACUUAUUUUUCUCCAUUUGCUGUUCUUAAAUGAUGUAAGUAGCUGUAAUAUACCAGUACUCAAUAUGUCCUGCAGUUUGCUUCAACCUAAGAAAGCUGUGUAUUGUAAAGAAAAAAAAAUGAAAAAACAAAAUAUGAAUGUGUAAAGAUUAUUGUGCUGUUUCAUUUAGCAAAAAAAUGGUUGACAAAAGGGUUUUCCUGUGUAUCAAAAUUUGUCUAUAAUUAUAUGUCAUACUGUUCAUAGAUAAAAAGUAAAUAAAUUUCAUUGGUCUCUCUC
Messenger RNA from Dromaius novaehollandiae (emu), 8160 nucleotides. RefSeq names its product SAM and SH3 domain-containing protein 1. The coding region runs from base 427 to 4545 and encodes 1372 amino acids. The record is from RefSeq and is a predicted model, not a curated record. The transcript is spliced from 22 exons. Gene Ontology annotation, biological process: positive regulation of JUN kinase activity; positive regulation of non-canonical NF-kappaB signal transduction. Gene Ontology annotation, molecular function: mitogen-activated protein kinase kinase kinase binding. NCBI's taxonomy places the organism in Eukaryota, Metazoa, Chordata, Aves, Casuariiformes, Dromaiidae.